Molecule: messenger RNA, 3399 nt
Organism: Rattus norvegicus (Norway rat)
Lineage: Eukaryota; Metazoa; Chordata; Mammalia; Rodentia; Muridae
Source: RefSeq, a predicted model, not a curated record
AUGGUUGGCCUGGAAAGUAUGAAUGUCGAUCUUGAAGGAAGGAAAAGCUUUGCAGAGACCUAUCCUCACAGAAGACUGAAUCAUAGCCUGUUUGGUGAAAGGACUGUAACGAUUGGAGUAUAUUCAAGAAAGACAAGAGAUCACCAAUUUGGUGAACACAAGACUAGCUCCACGUUUAGUGACACCCCUUUGAUUCUGAACAAAGUCAUUGACAUAUCUGCUCCUUCUGGUACACUCUGUCCUUACACUGUGGAUACUGCUCCAAGCACUAACACUGAUACCAGUCCUCUGGACACUUACUCUCUGAAUACUGUCUUAAACGCUUGCACUACUGACAGCACUCCAAGAAACAUGGCUGACAAUAUUCCAGACACUAACACUACUGACAGAAACAUGAGUUCUUCUGGUCGCGCCCCAAGUAUUCCUACUUUAAAUGCUGGUUUUUACACUGACAUCAAUAGCAAAAUCAUAGGCCCUUCCAUAAGUACUUACAAUGUAGUCACCACUGAUGAAACUCACGAACCACCAGAUACUAAGAGUAUUCCGAGCUAUACUUCUGAGAGUGCUUGCAAUGCUCUCAUCACUGAAAAUGCUCAGACCUGCUCCUCAAUUAAAGAUGGUCUCAGACCAUCUGGUGCAGCAACCACUUCUGAAGAAAAUCGUGGAGAGACAGAGACUAACAUGGGAGCUGGAGUCAAUAAGCAGAUAUCAGGUGAAAAGCAAAAGAAGAGACAGUCAUCAAAUGCAUCACUGAGAGGACACAAUACAAAAUAUGGAACAAAGCCAUGUUGUUUAAACAUUGAAAGACCCGUGGUUUCUAAUAUUCAAACACGAUCGGCUACAGUUUCAUGGACUCUGAACAAUACUGAAAAAUAUGAUAUUAAUCUUCCUAUGACAUUUGAAUUGGCACUGUCCAGCAGUGGUAAAAACAGAAUCUAUAAACACAUUUAUACUGGUGAUGGCGUUACUGUGGUCCUACAUGAUCUACAGCCUUGCACGGUCUACUUCUUAAGAGUUGCAAUCAUAAGAGAUGGAGAACACAGAAAUGUGUCUGAAGUGGUUAGCUUCACAACACCAGGCUGUGAACCAGACCCUCCUCUUGCACCCACACUGAUUAGCAGAACCAAGAACAGCCUGAACUUACAAUGGAAAGGUUGCAAUGAUAAUGGAUCCAAAAUAAGCCGCUUUCUAUUGGAAUGGGAUGAGGGCAUAGGUGAAGACUUCAAAAGCUGUUACACUGGGCCCAGGAAACAGCACAAGCUCUUUAAACUGAGUCCUUUGACAAAGUAUUCCUUCAGAUUGGCUGCCAAAAAUCACUUCGGCUGCAGUAAUUUCAGUGAAACAGCAGUCUUCUAUACGUCGGGAAACACGCCUUCAGCACCUCUGCCACCUAAGUUGAAAGAGGCAGGAGUCUACAGUUUGUCUCUAGAAUGGUGUGCCCCAACAAACCCAAACCCUAAUGAUACCCUUACUUAUGUGCUAGAGAUGGAGGAAGCAAAGUCUGGAUUAGGUUUUAAACCUAAAUACAAUGGAGAGGACCUCUCUUGCACCGUGAAAAAUCUUCAGAGAAAUACUACAUACAAGUUUCGGAUUUUUGCCUACAAUCUGGAAGGAAGGAGCAACCCCAGUAGAGAAGUAAAAUAUACUACCCGUCCAGCUAGGCCUGGAUGCCCUAAUAAACCACACGUAGUGGGAACGAUCCAUGCCCGCCAAGUGACAAUUGGAUGGGAUUUACCAAAAGAUAAUGGUGAAAUGAAAAUUUCAAGUUACAGUUUAGAAGUUUGUGAAAAUUCAGAUGCUGGGAAUCUCUGGAAAAUAAUCUACAGUGGCACACUGCAGGAAUUCCUGUACGAUGACCUCCAACCAGGCACCACUUAUAAACUUAGGGUCUUUUGCACUUCACCUGCGGGCCAAAGCCGUCCUUCAGAUGUAUUGACAAUUCAGACACCUGCUCUUCCUCCUGAGUCUUGCAGUUCGCAGCCCUUACAUAGUAAAAGCAAGGGAAGGGAUGCCAACCUUCUUGACAAUCGUUCUGUUAAUGGGAAGUCUGAAGCACCUGUGCGAGGCAAAAAAGCAAAAGGUACUCAUCAUGACAAAAAGGAGUGCCCCAGCUCUGAAAAGACAUGUGCAGUAAGCAGUCAGAGUAUAGUUUUCCAAAAAUAUCCACAUCAACACCCUCAACUUUCUUUCCCUGGUGUGCUCACUUCUCAUUCCUAAAAAUGCAGCUUGCGAGUCUCACCUUUUAUUCCUGCAGCAUAGAAACAAAAGGUUAGAAUAUGAGUCUAAGACUCAUGGUUUCCCUAUGCCACAAAAUGGUCCAUGCACAGAAAAUGGUUGAAGUGAAUUGCUAACAAAGCAUGUGUUUUUCAGGCUGUAAAUAUAGUUGGGGUUGGAAUGUUUGGAGGAACUGCAAAAGUGACAACACCUGGAACGGUACCAGCAAUGGUUCCAAUGUUACAAGAAGUUGAAAACAAAGUGCCUGCCAAGCAGUCAUCAACUUGCAUAGCUAUCCGGUGGGAGGAGCCAGACUGCCAUGGCUCUCAGAUCACUGGAUAUAACAUUGAAUAUGGAGAUAAAAAAAUCGUGACUGUCAAAAGGGUAACCGAGUAUGUUCUGAAAAAUCUACAACCUAAUACUACAUACCGAAUCAGAAUUCAAGCUAUCAAUCAUUAUGGACUAAGCCCUUUUAGCCCAUCAAUAAGAUGCAAAACCAAACCACUGCCACCAGAGCCUCCACAGCUUAAUUGUGUGGUCUACGGACACCAGAGUCUCAGACUCAAAUGGGGCACAGUCUCCAGCAAAAAGUCACGUGCGAUCUUUAUCAGCUACAACUUACUAAUGGAAGACCGAUCUGGCAGGUUUUCUGUCAUUUACCGUGGGACAGAUGUGACUCACAAAGUGCAAAAACUGACUGAAUAUACACAAUACAAGUUUAAAAUCCAGGCGUGUAAUGAAGCCGGGGAAGGACCAGAGUCUGACAUCUACACUUUCACUACAACCAAGUCCCCACCAACUGCACUUAAAGCCCUGGUAGUGGUGGGGCAUGCCGUUAAUCCCAUCACUCUGGGAGCCAGUCUCAUCUACAGAAUUUACAAAGGACCGAACACUUCCUUUUCCUUUUCAAACUAUGAUGCAAAUUCACGCUACCGCUUCAAGGUCUGUGCAGGACGCCAAUAUGAAACCUCCAAUGGUCUCCAAGAGCUGUGGGGGCCAUAUAGCCCCAGUGCUCUGUUCUCGACCUAUAAGCAUCACUCAGGGCAUGGCAAAGGCAGUGGGGGUAAAGGAAAAGGCAACCACAGUGAGAAAGGGGAAAAGUGCAAGCUAUCUGAGUGUGAGGAUGCAAGCCGAGGGUGCUGGCUGUCCCAUAUCACAGGCAUGGCGGGUGGCAGCCCAGACUGA